Molecule: messenger RNA, 663 nt
Organism: Trypanosoma cruzi
Lineage: Eukaryota; Euglenozoa; Kinetoplastea; Trypanosomatida; Trypanosomatidae
Exons: 1
Coding region: 1-663 (220 amino acids)
Source: RefSeq, a predicted model, not a curated record
AUGGACGGCAUUAAGGGGAAGCCCGCCAUGCUGAUGACAAGGGGCAUUAUGGAAAUGCGGCAGAAUCCUCCGGGACUUGUAUGCACCAUCCGUAGGUUUAAGCAUCCCACAACGCAGAAGGAGGUGACGCUGUACCCCAUCGUUAACUUUGCCGCACCGCAUUAUUUUAGACGAGUCCUGGAUGGUGAUAUCCUGGAAAGAAACUUUGACAAAGUUCUCUGUGAGGACGGUCGACUGCCCUUUGAGGCGGGAUCACGUUUGGCUCGACAACAGCAAAUGCUGAAACGCAUUUUUCCCUUCUUUGGACUUCGGCCGGUGACCAUCAAUGGCUGUAAAUUUGAUGGGAUUGUUCAGCGUGACCCAGUGGAGUCUCGUAUGGCGUAUCAGAUGAUCGUCGAUGGUGCCGAUCCGCCAGUGGACCCAAGGGCCCGGCGGGCCAUGGAGCGUAUCGAGACUUACCCGGAUGGUACGCGGGUGGUGUGUCCGUGGGGAGUGUAUCACUUAGUGUACAUGAACCACAAGCUUCGCCAGUUAGGGUAUAUAGUGGAAAGCGAGGAGGCAGUGGAGGUGGUGGGCUACAGGGAAGCCGCACUGGUCUUUGGUAUAUUGGCUGUAUUGACUUUUUGGAUGUCGUAUGCAAUUUUUAGAAUGGUUUUUGGGUAG